AUGCAACAGAUAGCACAAACAUUUGACCACAAACUGGAGUCUGGGUUCUAUGACAUCUCUUGCAACACCUCUACACCAUUCGGCCUGAACUUAUCCCCAGUGCAAGCACGCUGCAACAUGGAGAGUGGUGAUGGUGGAUGGAUCGUUCUCGUUCGAAGGACACCGAAUGUUGCUGAGCGAUUAUCUUUCGACAGGAAUUGGGUGGAAUACGAGCAAGGUUUUGGGAACCUGAGUGGCGAGUUCUGGUACGGACUAAAGAACAUGUACUGUCUUACGAGUCGAGAGCCAAUGGAGGUCGAAGUUGAAGUCAGCAAAACCGAUAGCACAAAACUAGAUCUUUCGUAUGGUAACUUUCAAGUGGAUGGACCUAAUACAAGCUACACACUGCAUGUGUCGGACAAACAGUAUGGAGGUUAUGAUUUCGUUCGGCGUCACAACGGAAAUAAAUUCUCGACUCUUGACAGAGACAAUGACGAAUACAACACCAGUUGUUCAAUACAAUUCAACGGAGGUGGGAACUGGUUUAGUAGCUGCUUCGAUAUGUAUCUCACUGACAUACCGAAACCUCAGCUUCAUUAUGAAAGCUCUGAUGUCUACGACUACGCUGAGCUACGAGUGCGUCCCAAAGGUUAUAUAGCUUCUCAGUGA
Halichondria panicea is the source of this 648-nucleotide messenger RNA. RefSeq names its product angiopoietin-related protein 1-like. Lineage: Eukaryota; Metazoa; Porifera; Demospongiae; Suberitida; Halichondriidae. The record is from RefSeq and is a predicted model, not a curated record. Bases 1 to 648 code for a protein of 215 amino acids. The transcript has 2 exons.